AAUAUACCGGGGACAAACAUAAGAACUUAUUAUUGCGCCAUUGUCAAAUUAGAUUGAUUUAUUAACAACUGAUAAUACUCUCUUAAUAUUUUCUGUGUCGAAUCCAUUGCGUCCCAGAAUUCGCUGAAUGGGAGUGGAGGUAAUAUUUGUGGCUAACAAACUGCAUCUAUAUGUAUCUGAUAGCCCGACCCCCAAUUUCCCAUGCAUGCAAGACGGACAGAACUGGGAAAUGCUUAAGAAAAAAAGAAAGGCUGUAGCUUUGUAGUUUAAGAUGUAACCGGACUGCUGACAAACAUUGGCUUUUAUUUUGAAAAGGAGAGUCCAGCUAUCCAGACUCUUAAUUCAUGAGUUAUAAAGAAAAAUGCAGCUGUCUCAGAUCAACAUACAAAUAAAACAAAAACCACCCAGAGUCUUUGAAACACGUAUAGCGCUAACGUCACACUGACCCACAGAAGUAGCAUAAUGAUGUUUUCCAAAGGUGUGUCACAUGUUGCAUGGUGUAUGACAGACCUAAUCAUCUUAGUUAUUCCGGCCUGAAGUCUGCUUAAAUGACUAGUAGGCCACCAGUAACAUGACAAUUAUAUUCAUAAAAGUUCAGAGAAUUUAUGUCUAGGAACCAGCUGUAGUUGAGGGCAUCUACCAAUAAGAAUAAGUGAAUUUUUUAGGGUGUGAAGACAUAUGAAGGGAUAUCUGCUGUAGGGCCCAGUAGCCCCUAAUAUUGGGUAUAUCCAUAUUAGUCCAUACAUGACACUAAAGUGUAGCUAGGACCUCAAUAUCAUGUUCUCCUCAUUCCAAGACACAUGGAUCUAUUUCUGAGCAGCUGUGAGGUUUCCCUUCCAAACUUGACGAGCAGCUAUAGUUAACCCAGCUGCCUGGAGGUAUAUAAGCCCCCGGGGAACUGUGCUUUCAUGCGGCUUCACAUUUUCUUCUCUUUUUCGACCGUUCCAACUCCUCACACCGUCGGGAAAUGGCACCCAAGAAGGCCAAGAGGAGGCAGCAAGGCGAGGGUGGGACCUCCAACGUGUUCUCCAUGUUUGAGCAGAGCCAGAUUCAGGAGUACAAGGAGGCUUUCACAAUCAUUGAUCAGAACAGGGACGGCAUCAUCAGCAAGGAUGACUUGAGGGAUGUGCUGGCAUCCAUGGGUCAGUUGAACACCAAGAACGAGGAGCUGGAAGCCAUGAUCAAGGAAGCCAGCGGUCCCAUCAACUUCACCGUCUUCCUUACCAUGUUCGGCGAAAAGCUGAAGGGCGCUGACCCGGAGGACGUCAUCGUGAGCGCUUUCAAGGUCCUGGACCCACAGAACACGGGCACCAUCAAGAAGGAAUUCCUUGAGGAGCUCCUGACCACUCAGUGCGACAGGUUCUCCGCAGAAGAGAUGAAGAACCUGUGGGCCGCCUUCCCCCCCGAUGUGGCUGGCAACGUGGACUACAAGAACAUCUGCUACGUCAUCACACACGGUGAAGAGAAGGAGGAGUAGAGAAGGAAGACAAGAAAACUGCAUCCUUUGGUUCUCCACCACUCCUCACCUCCGCCACACCCACAUUACCUCCCUCUUUUUCACUCUCUCUCUCUCGCCCUCCCUCUCUCACAAAAGAAAGACUUUACUGAGGCUUUAUUGAGAGCACAGAAGAUUCUGGGUAUCUGGGAGCUAGUACGAGGUCCAUGGGAAUAUUUUCAAUAAAAUGAUAUAGUCCCAUCCCUCAUUCUCUUAAGAUUCCUCUUCUUCCCUCCUCUGCAUCACCCCGUCUUUAUCACCCCCACCCCCCACGAACACCAGUGAGUGCAUCUCCAGCAGCCCGGCAGAAGGCAAUCCGACAGAGCGGUACAUUUACCUGCCAGAUGGUUCUUUGCAGGCUCUAUGGGAGUGCACUGAUUGCUUAAUGGAAAACAGUAAGUAAUUGCAGCUGGGGGGAGAUUUCGCCGUGUUUCACCAACUCACGGAGAACCUCGUACUGUACGGCACGCAGCCAGGGAAAUAUGCUGGACGUGAUCCUAUAAAAUAGGACAUUUCCCAUUUCUGGGAAAAGAGAAAGGGGAGUGACAGUGGGAGGGGAGGCUAAUGGUGGGAGAAGUGACUUAGCAUCCUCCUAAAAGCUGGAGCAAGCAUCGCGAGAGUGAGAGAGAGAAAGGAACUGCCGCGGAGAGGGAGAGGAAAAGCGGCCGAAAGAGAACAUAGACUCUUCGCCCCCUUUUCCUCAGCCUCCCAGCCCCCGCCCCCACGCUGGUCCACCUGUGCAUCUCAAGUGUAACACAUCACAAAACAGCUCCAUCCACUGUGAAUAAAAAGAAACUCUUUCGUA
Paramormyrops kingsleyae is the source of this 2300-nucleotide messenger RNA. RefSeq names its product myosin light chain, phosphorylatable, fast skeletal muscle a (gene mylpfa). Gene Ontology annotation, molecular function: calcium ion binding. The record is from RefSeq and is a predicted model, not a curated record. NCBI's taxonomy places the organism in Eukaryota, Metazoa, Chordata, Actinopteri, Osteoglossiformes, Mormyridae.